UGAAUAGAUUUUUUUAUAAAUUUUGGGUGCUGUAGGGUGUAUUUUGAUAGAUGAGUCAAAAAUCUGACGGCGGAAACGGAAUAAACAAGUUCACUGUAAACUUUCAAAAUUAAACUUAACAAAAUUUUAGAUUCUUUUAAUAAUAAAAUUUAUUAAAGCAUUCAUGUAUGCGGAACCAGGAGACUGGGACUCCACAGAUGGUAUAUGGAAACAAGGAUCUAAAAAAUACAAAAAUAAUUUGAAAUAUCUUAGAAAUGAUAUUGAAAGGUUAGAUGAAUAUUGGAAAAAAGUAAUUCCAGAAAUGUAUCGAGAUAUGUAUGAAGAAAACGAAAUUCAACUAAACAAAUCACUUCCUUCAAUUAAACAUUUAUUUAAAAAAAUUAAUUAUCAUUUUAUUAAUUAUCACAAACUUGGAAAUUUCAGAGAUUAUCCGAAGACAGAUAAAAUCGUUCAUAUUGGAGGUAUUGUUGUUGAGGAUAAAAAGAUUUUAACACAAGAAAAAGCAGAAGAAAAUGAAGUAAUAGUUAAAUAA
This is a messenger RNA of Meloidogyne enterolobii, 532 nucleotides long. NCBI's taxonomy places the organism in Eukaryota, Metazoa, Nematoda, Chromadorea, Rhabditida, Meloidogynidae. The record is from the annotation of a GenBank genome assembly.